CAAAGGCGAAACAGUCGCUUCACACUACGCAGUGACAAGCGUUAUUAUGACUUUGUCGACCGACUAAAAAGCCUGCAUCAACAACAGCACAUAUAACGAAGCAUUGCUUGUCUAGUGCUGUCUUGGACAUCCCUGGACUACUUACAGAGUCGUGUUGGCUAUUUUCCUGUGCUAAAACAAGGUCUGGUGGGAUGAGCGGACCACCUCCAUACAAGGGGGAGAUACCCCCGCCUUACUCAACGUACCCAAACACUGCUCCUUAUCCUGGGAUGGCGCCUUAUUCAGCAUAUGGUCAAGCUGCUCCUCCUGGUCCCACUCCCGGGUUCCCCAUGUACAACCUCGGCCCUACACCAUACCCAAAUACGUCUCAAUAUUACGGAGCCCCUCAUCACAGCAUGGGGCCCUCACCAUACCCAAACACUGCGAUGACAAGUCAGUUUCCAUCACAGAGCCCUGCAUAUCAGACUCCAUAUGGCAGCCAAGCCCCGCCUCCUGGUCAAGUUCCGCCUCUUGGUCAAGUACCGACUCCUGCUCCAGUCCCUUCUUCAGGACAAGCUCCGCCUCCUGGCCAAGCACCGCCUCCUGCUCCAGUCCCUUCUUCAGGACAAGCUACGCCUCCUGGUCAAGCACCGCCUCCUGGCCAAGCACCGCCUCCUGCUCCAGUCCCUGCUUCAGGACAAGCUACGCCUCCUGGCAAAGAAACGCCUGACGGUCAAGACCCAGCCACACUUCCAGGACAAGAUCUGCCCGAAGGACAAGAAAUAGGCAAUACAUCAGAAGAACAGGACCCUACGAAGUCUCCUCCAGAAAAUGCUGAUGGUGAUCCAACGCCGGAUCAAACUUCAUCUGAGACGCCUCCGGAUCCACCCAAAGAAGAAACUUCGGAUUCGGAUCCGUUUGGUGCUUUUCAAUCACCUCUCCCUGAUUCUGCUCCUCCUCCUGUCGCGCCAAGUGCAACUGCUUUCCGUAAAUAGCCCUCGUUUUAAGAGGAGAUGUAAUUUCAGUCUGAUAUGUGUAUUGCUUUAUGAAAUAUAAAUUACUGGUUAUUG
This is a messenger RNA of Haliotis rufescens (red abalone), 1049 nucleotides long. RefSeq names its product basic proline-rich protein-like. NCBI's taxonomy places the organism in Eukaryota, Metazoa, Mollusca, Gastropoda, Lepetellida, Haliotidae. The coding region runs from base 472 to 765 and encodes 97 amino acids. The record is from RefSeq and is a predicted model, not a curated record. The transcript has 2 exons.